AUGGACUGCGCUCCAGAAGCGAUCGACCCGGCGUCAUCAACGGAGCACCUCCCGUCAGAGCUAUGGCUUGCGAUAUUUAGACACGCCACUUCCAUAGAACGGUUUUUUGAUUCGAGAUGGUGGGACGGUUUCGUCGAUGCAUUCGAGGACGCGGAUAAGCAUCCCAAAGACGCAUUCAACGCUUUCACAGAGUCUUUGCGCACCAGGAAGACGAUUUCACUUGUUUGCCGUUCUUGGAAUCACCUCAGCUCUCGCUUCCUGUUUGCCCACCUCGUCGUCCGGCGUCUUAGUCAAUUGCGGCCUCUCGUCCACAUGCUUGAGCGCUCGCACGAUGAAGCCGUAGCAGACGGACGCUCAAAUGGAAUAGGGUGGUGGAUAACUCACAUCAACCUUAUUGUCAUGGACUACAAACCCGUACGCGGGCGGACAGUGUUGGAUUUGGUAUCGUAUGACGCUAACUGCGGUGACGUCAAUUCACUCAUCGUGCAGUAUUUACGGAGACUAUUGGCAUGCUGCCCACGAUUAGAGAUCCUUUUGGAUGCCACCCAUACGAACGGGCUAGCAAAUGACCACACUCCACUCCGAUCAUUGGAAUGGAAUUACGGGGGACCCGCCGUAGAUGACCUCAUCGCCAAUCCCGAAGUUGUGAAUCAUCUCCGAUCACUCCGAUGUUACACCAUACAUGACUCAGAAGCGAGAAUUAAUUUUUCCCCAGCAGAGCUACCAAAUCCGCCUUCCUUAUCGAUCAUUUUACUCCCUUUCAUGAAUCUCACUUCCCUCGACCUGUGUAUAUCGCAACAAAAUCACGCCCACCUAUCCCUCCUAUCCUGUACCGAUCUCCCGUCGAUUGCCUAUUUUACUAUCCGGACCGCUCAACCAAUCGGAAUUCUUGUUGGCUCAAAUGCCAUUCUGGCACUGCAAUCGUUUUUUGCUUCACACGGGCACAAGCUCCUCUCUCUCGACCUUCGCAUCUGUCCCGGAGAUAUUCCACCACCUCGGUCUACGACGUUACUGGAAGAAGAGGCCGUACGACCGUUUGUUCAUGUACCCACUAUCCUGGGGCACUGUCCCAACUUGAAGGAAUUGAUUCUGUCCGCACGAUGGUUCGCGUUGCAUUCGCCCUCUUUCUCUUUCCUUCAAAGCGACUCUGAUGAUGGAGGAGGUGCCAACGCUCAUACGUCACCACUUCUCAUCCCGCAUCACCUAAAUAUCGAACGAAUUGGCCUCCGCGACACUUCUUGGCGCGCGGAGGGCUACUCUCAAGCGAAUUCCGAGGCGCCAUGUCUCUCAUGCAGCCGCCCUUUGCUCGUGACCCCGCUUACCGAUCCAGGACGAGGCGAUGGUGAAAGGGCUCAACUCACCUUGAGCCAUCGACAUUGCACUGUUGACCGGCAUCUUCGUAUGAUUCUCGGAGGAUUCAAGCCUGUGUCUGCCACCGUGAAGGACCAAGUUCAGCAUAUACCUCCUACCUCAACAGCUAGGCGUCGGGCGCGCCUCGACGAUGUCGCACAAAAGAAACGCUUCCCUUCUCUUGUAUCGAUUCAUUUGCUCGAUAGUCAUCCUGACAUGUUCGAACUAAAGGAUGGGAAAUGCAACUCUUGGCGAACGUGUUGGUGCACCCCACUCGCCGCGCGUACCGAAACCAGUUUCUGGGCUGCUUGGGCUGCCAAGUGCACCGAACGAAACGUCAAGCUUCUUGAUAGACAUGGGAAUCCUGUUCCUAGCUACCCACCCAAUCCGUAUACAAUUGAGGAUAACCUUGAUAGGCGCCCAGUAGCAGACUUGGAUGAAGAGCUCAGGGAUAGUUUGAUGAAGUGUUGCAAUGCUGGUGGCGUGGAAAGUUUGUGGGGUCUGUUGGAUUUCGGUCGAGAUCACCCUACACAUUUGGAAGGUGCUGCUUGUCCGGGCGUCUUAGAAGAAUCUUUAUUUGGAGCGAUAAUAUACGAGCCCAAAGACAAAAUCAAUGACUAG
This is a messenger RNA of Cantharellus anzutake, 1971 nucleotides long. RefSeq lists its product as uncharacterized. The transcript has 6 exons. The coding region runs from base 1 to 1971 and encodes 656 amino acids. The record is from RefSeq and is a predicted model, not a curated record. Lineage: Eukaryota; Fungi; Basidiomycota; Agaricomycetes; Cantharellales; Hydnaceae.